Sphenostylis stenocarpa is the source of this 447-nucleotide messenger RNA. NCBI's taxonomy places the organism in Eukaryota, Viridiplantae, Streptophyta, Magnoliopsida, Fabales, Fabaceae. The record is from the annotation of a GenBank genome assembly.
AUGAAAGCCAAGAAAUGUGAUUCAUUGAAAACGGCGUCGUCUUGGAGACAGUACCACGACGGAAGACCGAGAGGGCCCCUUUGGAGGGGAAAGAAACUCAUUGGCAAAGAAGCUCUCUUUGUGAUACUGGGGUUGGAGAGGUUUAAGGAUGACGAGGAUAAGCUUCACAAGUUCAUCAAAACUCACGCCCUCAGACUGUUGAAGAUGGACAUGAUAGCUGUUCUCAUUGAACUUGAGCGCCAAGAACAAGUUUCUCGCGCUCUCAUGAUGUUUAAGGUUAUGCGAAAGCAAGAUCUAUUAGGAAGUAAUCAUUGCAUUGGCAAGACUUAUACUGAAGGCAUAAGGGGCUUCUUGAACAAAGGAUCUCCUGCUGAUGCAAUGAACAUAUAUCAGGACAUGAAGAAUUCUCCGGUUCCACCUGAUGAGUGCCAUUCAAAAUUUUGUUGA